This is a messenger RNA of Fusarium venenatum, 1380 nucleotides long. RefSeq lists its product as uncharacterized. Gene Ontology annotation, molecular function: phosphatidylinositol binding. Gene Ontology annotation, cellular component: early endosome; phagophore assembly site. Gene Ontology annotation, biological process: endocytic recycling; reticulophagy; piecemeal microautophagy of the nucleus. Lineage: Eukaryota; Fungi; Ascomycota; Sordariomycetes; Hypocreales; Nectriaceae. The record is from RefSeq and is a predicted model, not a curated record.
AUGACGGCAACGGAACAGCAACAAGAUGACUUCUCAAACGUUUCGUGGAGCGAGCACGUCCACGAACAACAAACUCGCAGUGUUCCUGAUGCUGAAGAACCAGGUCAUGACAUGAAUGCGACAACAGGUCUCGAAAGAGAUGCUCCGUCGCUGGGAAAUGAAAAGCUUGAGUGUACUGUUGAUACACCUAUCAAGGAAAAUGACGGCACCAAGGAUGCUUUUGUCUCGUAUCUCAUCACUACACACUCUACAUUCUCCUCCUUCCAGCGCUCUACCACCACUGUCCGCCGUCGCUUCACAGACUUUGUCUUUCUCUACAAACAACUCACCCGCGAAUAUCCCGCCGCAGCCGUCCCUCCUCUGCCCGACAAGCAGCGCAUGGAGUACGUCCGCGGCGAUCGCUUCGGCUCAGACUUUACCGCCCGCCGCGCCAAUUCUCUCCAACGAUUCCUCAACCGUUUGUCCCUCCAUCCUACACUGCGCCGCGCCCCGAUCCUGCACACUUUCCUCGAGAGUCCCGACUGGAACGCUACCAUGCGCACCCGCGGCUCGCGCGUGAGCUCUGCUAGCGAUCCCGGAUCUGCCGGUGUGUUUGAUAACUUUGCCGAUACUUUCAUCAACGCUUUCACAAAGCUGCAUCGUCCGGAUCGUCGCUUUCUGGAAGUCAAGGAGAAGAGCGAUAAGCUCGAUGAUGAUCUUGGACAUAUUGAAAAGGUCAUUGCGAGAGUUGCUCGGCGCGAGACGGAUUUGGAAGUGGACCUGCGUGAUCUCGCAGAGCAGUUCCAAAAGCUUAUUCCUCUCGAACCCCACGUUGAACCUGCGGUUCAUGGCUUUUCUGCUUCCAUUGAAGACACGGCGACUCAUCUGCGCAAACUCAAGGACAUGACCGAUCAAGAUUACCUUGGAUCUCUACGAGAUAUGCAAGCUUACUCCAUCGCCCUCAAGAACCUCCUCAAAGCCCGAGAGCAGAAACAGCUCGACUACGAACAACUAACCGAAUACCUCAACAAAUCCACAACAGAGCGUGACACCCUCCAGUCUGGCCACGGCGGCGGUUCCGGCGCAGGAAGUUUCCUCCGUGCCAAGAUCGAAGACGUCCGCGGGGUAGACCACGAACAAGCCCGUCGCGAACGCACUCGCAAGCUAGAACUCCGGGUCGAAGAGCUCACGCACGAGGUCGAAAGCGCGCGUAAGACAAGCGACAUGUUUGACGACGAAGUAGUCAAAGAAGUAGCCGAUUUCGAGCGUAUCAAGAGGAUCGAGAUGAAGGCGCAGCUGGGUAGUCUAGCAGAUUCGCAUAUUGAGUUUUACGGAGAAGUGGAGAGUAUUUGGGCGAAGUAUGUUGAGGAGAUGGAGAAGCAGGGAAUUACAAGCGCUUGA